This is a messenger RNA of Anastrepha obliqua, 2190 nucleotides long. RefSeq lists its product as uncharacterized. The coding region runs from base 408 to 2180 and encodes 590 amino acids. Gene Ontology annotation, molecular function: DNA binding. The record is from RefSeq and is a predicted model, not a curated record. The transcript is spliced from 5 exons. NCBI's taxonomy places the organism in Eukaryota, Metazoa, Arthropoda, Insecta, Diptera, Tephritidae.
ACUCGUCCAUCACUAAAAUUUAGUCCCAUACAUUGUGUUCCUGCCGUAUUCAAUGUGGUUACAGUACGCUAUUUACAUUUUUUGACAACUCUUUAUGAUAACAAAAUAUAUUAAGACCAUAAGCGACUUAUAAUCUUUCCAUAUAUCCACUGCCAGAAUAACUUUUGAAUCUGGCAAAUGUAUACUCUAACCGAUAAUAAUACAUAACUUUUUGCGCCGACGCAAUAUUUUGAUUCCAGAUGUGGACAGGAAAUGUCAAAAAGAAUUUUGUAUAUUUGGACAAUUUAUUAAUACAUCUUGGCAGUGAGAAGCUUGAGUGGUCACUAGAGAAUUAAGAACUUGCAAAAUAAAGCAAAAAAAGGAAAAAUAUAUGUUAAACGUAAGCGUUAACCCGCAUAGUUGAACAAAUGGAAAUUGAUUCCUCUGAGAGGACGAGCGCGCAAUUCACAAAUAUAACCAUCCAAGAAGAUUUCAUUGAAGCUGAGUCAACAGAAGACCGUAUUAUUACAGGAAGUACUAAAAGGCGAAAGUAUAGCUUUGUAUGGCAGUAUUUCCGCCCUUUAGGAAGUAGUAGUGGCGGCUCACUAGAGUGCAUUAUAUGUGCCAGCAGUGUUAGCAAUCAAACUAGUAAUUUGGCCCGCCAUUUAUUUGCAGCCCAUGAUAUAAACAGACAAACACAUCACGGUGAAGGGGAUAGCCAAGAUCUUGCACCUAAUAGUGCACUCGGUCGGACAAGUCGGAGUUUUAUAUGGAAAUAUUGUACUAAGGAAGACUGCAGAUACGCGCGCUGUCAUUUGUGCAAUAAGCUACUCUAUUUCGGUGGUGGAAAUACCGCGAAUAUAACCAAACAUCUACGUCGUAAACAUUCGGGAGCAAUUAAUUCGCACGAAUUGGGAGGUUCAAAAGACAUGGAGGAUUCGGAAGAAUUCGUGGCUGAGAUGUCCAAUCAAAUGGACUCGACCAUGAACAAUUUAGAAGACGAGGUUACUAAAAUGAAAGGCGAAAAUCAUUCUGAUGUAAGGCUACGAAAGGAACGCAAAGGAAGCAGUUAUGUUUGGAAUUAUUGUGAUAAACUUUCAAGGCACACAAUUCGUUGUAAACUUUGUAAGAAAGUAAUGAGUUUCCAUGGCACUGCAAAUGUAAUAACACAUUUGCAACGCCGACAUAAUAUUGUUGGACGGGUGGAAAACGAAGCGGCAAUAUUAAAUAAUUUUGCCGAUGAAGACAAUGGGAUGAUUGAUGUUAAGGAUGAGCCUGAGUCAAUUGUUCAUAGGCGCAGACGGUCGUCAGCGGCCACGAGCAUUGUUUGGAAAUAUUGUACACGGCUUGGACAAGAUGUUGUGCGUUGCAGCUUUUGCAAAAAAAAUCUAUCCUUUCAAGGCACAAGUAAUUUACAACGUCAUUUACAUCGUAUGCAUGGUAUUGUUACGCAAGGUCGUGGAUUCGGGGAACUGGAGCAAGAAUCAUUAGAUAUUGACGACAACUUUAUAUGGGAGCAUUGUGAGCAUACGGAUGAUGGAAAAAUUAAAUGCAAUAUGUGCAACAACACGUUUGAUGAAAAAGGUUUCGAAGAAAUUCGCAAACAUCUUACAGUAACACACGCAGUCCUCUCGAGCCCCCCGGCGAAACGUCAUAGACGACGGCGCCGAAAUCUACCCGAGGAAACUUGUGACGAAACCGAUGAAUAUGAAUACGAUAACGAUGAUGACAAUUGGCAAGAGGUAAAUGAGGAAUAUACGAUAGAAUACAAUGAUGCAAGUGUGAAGAAAGAUCAACCCACGUUUGAAGAUAUAAUAGAGGAAGAUCAUGCGGGACAAAUUAAUGGUGAUGAGGACCCUUUCGAUCCUAACGUGAUGCACAAUUACCCUGUGGCGCGGCCUUUAUCUGCAUCUUCAAGCCAUGAAGCAACGCCAGAUCGAUUUUUGAAAAUAUCGGCAGAUACUAACCGACUACGUAAAUUGAAUGAAGAACGAUUACGUAUGGAAACCGAGUACUUCCGUGAAAAAGCGGGCUAUUACCGUAUGCAAAAAUAUUUUACUGCAUUGCAGGCUAAAAAAGUCAGACUCGAGUUGGAUCGCUUACAAAACUCAAGUCCAAAUGGCACCGCUUACAAUGUUAAUACAGACAUGCCAGAAGUGCGCACUUCCACAGCUACCAUUUAUAAUAAUCAGAAAAAAUAACGAAUGAGAC